Messenger RNA from Melanotaenia boesemani (Boeseman's rainbowfish), 2060 nucleotides. RefSeq names its product solute carrier family 18 member B1 (gene slc18b1). The record is from RefSeq and is a predicted model, not a curated record. Lineage: Eukaryota; Metazoa; Chordata; Actinopteri; Atheriniformes; Melanotaeniidae. The transcript is spliced from 14 exons. Bases 179 to 1564 code for a protein of 461 amino acids. Gene Ontology annotation, molecular function: transmembrane transporter activity. Gene Ontology annotation, biological process: transmembrane transport.
GGUGAUCCUUAUUUAGGAAAUACUUGCAGUUGGUUUUUCCAUGGUGGGCCUGAACCCCCGCUUGUCUCCGCAGACAGCCUGAACAGCUGUUUGACCCGCGUGCUGUUGUUGUUUCCAGGGUUCAUCCUCCUAAGUUGUACCGCCUGCUUCAAUCGGAAUAACAACUUCAAUAUUAAACAUGGACGCGCCAAGUAAUCACGAACAAACAGAAAACAGACAUUCAACUGAAACAACAGACCCUCCACCAAGGAUGACAAAAAGACAGAUUCUCACAUUAAUAUCAAUGGCAUCUGUCAACUUUAGUUCAAUGAUGUGCUAUUCAAUAUUAGGACCAUUUUUCCCUAAUGAGGCAGUAAAGAAAGGAGCCAGUCAGACUGUUGUUGGUCUCAUAUUUGGGUGCUAUGCUGUCUGCAAUUUAAUUGGUUCUUUGAUUAUGGGGAAAUAUAUUGUCCAAAUUGGUGCAAAAUUCAUGCUAAUAGCGGGACUUUUUGUAUCGUCAGGGUGCACCAUUAUGUUUGGAUUACUCGAUCGGGUUCCUGAAGGACCCAUCUUCAUUGCACUCUGCUUUGUAGUGAGGUCUGUGGACGCUGUGGGCUUUGCUGCUGCUAUGACCUCCACCUUUGCUAUGACAGCAAAAAUAUUCCCAAACAAUGUGGCAACUGUUUUGGGAUGUUUGGAAAUUUUCACAGGACUUGGGCUCAUAAUAGGGCCACCGUUGGGAGGGUGGUUCUACCACUCUUUUGGAUAUGAAGUCCCUUUCAUGCUUCUUGGAAGUCUUCUGUUAAUAAUGGUUCCCUUCAACAUUUUCGUCUUACCAUCCAUUGAGGCAAAUCCAUCAAAGUAUUCAUUCUUUGGACUUCUCACCCAUAUAAAAAUACUCCUGAUUUGCUUCAUAAUAUUCACACUUAGCGCGGGUUUGGGCUUCUUUGAUGCCACGUUGUCGCUGUUUGCAAUGAAGACGUUUAAUCUCUCUUCUGGCUAUGUGGGACUCAUCAUGCUCGGCCUGUCUUUACCAUAUUGUCUGGCAUCACCACUGAUAGGCUAUUUCACAGAUAAAUAUCCUAACUCAAGGAUGGGAUUCAUAGUGACAGGAGGCGUCCUCACAGCUGCUGGUUUCUGUCUGCUUGGCCCCGCCCCUUUCCUUCCCAUCCACAGUCAUCUGUGGUUGUUGAUCCUCAUGCUUGGUCUAAUUGGGUUUUCUCUGGGUAUGACUGCCAUCCCCACAUUCCCUGAGAUCAUCACAUGUGCAUAUGAACAAGGAUUUGAAGAGGGACUAAGCACUUUAGGGAUGGUGUCUGGGUUGUUUGGUGCAUUCUGGUCUACUGGGAUGUUCUAUGGUCCAACAAUUGGUGGCCUUAUCACACAACAUCUUAACUUUGAAUGGGCAGCUACAGUCCAGGGAGCCAUGGGAUUUUUGGCUGCCUUUUUCCUUGGGGUGUGCUCUCUCUGUCAACGAAGAAACCAGAGGGUACAAGAAGAUAGUCAAACAGAUGAAAGUACUCCUCUCCUGAAUGGAUCAGGGCCUCAGCUACACAUGGAAGAAGAUUGUAGUGAUUUGACUUGAUUCAGUGGAAACAUUUUAUUGCUCAUUUUCCUGCAACUGUACUGCUUUAAUCAGAAAAAAUAUAACAUAUUUUAUCUGGUGCUGUUUAUCUGGUGUUACCAGUAUAAAGACGAAAUAGUACAUUUACGCACUUCAGGGUGGUGAAAGUUCAAAUUGUGAACAGUGGCAAUUUUUGCACAUAUACCAAAAGAAACGUGCCUUUUGUUCUGAGAUCUUACUUUUCUACAUCACAUGAUUUGGAUUUCAUGCUGAAGUGACCCUGUCAAGCUCUAUUAACACAUUCCUGAAAGUAUGAAAGACAGAAAUCAUGCUAUGUAAACAUAAUGAACAAUGUCUUAUACAGGUCAUACCUAUAAUGAAUCCAACAAGAUUUUACUGCACUGUUGUAUAUAAUGUGCUUUUCUCCCUAGCUGUGGGGAUUUUCUGUUGGUUACAUGUUUCAAUAAAAACUAAAAUCUUAUAUUAAAAAAUAAAUAAACGCUGCCCAGCCUGAUUA